Pseudonaja textilis is the source of this 907-nucleotide messenger RNA. NCBI's taxonomy places the organism in Eukaryota, Metazoa, Chordata, Lepidosauria, Squamata, Elapidae. The record is from RefSeq and is a predicted model, not a curated record.
GGAACGCCUUGAUGGGUGGGUGUUUUUCCCCAAGCAUCCUUCCUCGCGUGGCAGCGAUUCGCAGCAGAGGUGGCAAGGGAUGGGGCCUGUUGGUGUAGAGUUAUUUCACUUGCUGUUUUUCUAGGGUAGUCCAGAUGCUACAGUACCACCUACUGAUGCCAUGACACAGACGUUUCCAGCCCAGUAUCCACCGCCACCACCCCAGGCCCGACUCCCCCCACAAUACCAUCUCCACAGCACUCCAUCUGAGUACCCAUCUCCAACUGCCCUGGAUCAUAGCCUGCGCAUCUUUCCUGAGCAGGGCACAACGGCAUCGGAUCCGCUACCAUUGCCUCCACCUCCUGCUCAACCCGAAGAAAUCCCUGCACCUGAGCUGUCUCCAGAGACAGAGGAUGCAGAAAGUGAGGAGAAUAAAGCUCAGCCAAAGCGCUUACAUGUGUCCAACAUUCCCUUCCGCUUCCGUGACCCUGACCUGCGGCAGAUGUUUGGACAAUUUGGAAAAAUCCUCGACGUGGAAAUAAUCUUUAAUGAGCGGGGCUCCAAGGGUUUUGGGUUUGUCACCUUUGAAAACAGCCAAGAUGCUGACCGGGCACGAGAAAAGCUAAACAGCAGUAUUGUUGAAGGGAGGAAAAUUGAGGUCAACAAUGCCACUGCUCGUUUAGUCACCAAGAAACCCCCAGUGGCGCCUCUGGUGAAUGGAUGGAAGAUCAAUCCUGUAGUUGGCGCUGUCUAUGCUCCUGAUCUGUACACAGGUUAGUGUGUUAUGUGUUAAAUUGUAGGAAACAACAUCGAGCCACGGUAGCGCAGUGGUUAGAGUGCAGUACCGCAGGCUACUUCUGCUGCCUGCUGGCUACCUGCAAUUUGGCAAUUCAAAUCCUACCAGGCUCAAGGUUGACUCAGCCUUCCA